Molecule: messenger RNA, 741 nt
Organism: Fusarium sp. VM40
Lineage: Eukaryota; Fungi; Ascomycota; Sordariomycetes; Hypocreales; Nectriaceae
Source: the annotation of a GenBank genome assembly
AUGAAGAUCGUGAUUGCCGGAUCAACUGGCUUCAUAGGCCAAGAACUCGUCCGCCAAGCGCUUCUGCACCCUCAAAUCGACUCAGUCGUAGCCCUUGCACGUCGCGAUCAUGAACUUCCGGAAGAUUUACGAAAGCCGGAAAUAGAGUCAAAGUUCACGUCUGUUAGCUGCUCCGACUUCAAGAACUACCCGCAGUACGUCAAGGAUGAGAUCGCUGGUGCAGACGCAUGUAUAUGGCUCAUCGGAGUCACACCUGGCAAAUUAAAACAGUAUACUUGGGACCAGGUCCGCAUGAUCUGCUACGAAUAUGCCCUCUACGCAGCCGACACCUUUGCGAAACUUCCACGCAAGGACAACCCAGAGCCUCUUCGAUUUAUAUACGUUAGCGGCUGCAACGCCGAACGAGACCCCACCAAGAAGCCAUGGUUCCUUGGAGACUACUGUCUCCUGCGCGGCCAAGUAGAGAAGCAGAUUAUCGAGCGUGCACAUUUGUCGGAUGGAAGAAUGCAGGUUCUCGUGACCAAGCAGGGUUUAGUCAGUGACCCCAACAUGGGCAUUGUGAAACAAGCAUUUCGUCUCUUCACAAACGUCAUUAUCAGUGUCCCAAGUAUCGGUAGGGCUGAGAUGAUGGCUGCGCUACUCGAUCAGGCUAUGACAGGAUUUGGGAAAGACACUUUAUCGAAUGCAGAACUAAUUGAGAUCGGUAAGAAGGCGUUGGAGAAGUCCAGUGUUGAGAAGUAA